AUGCCCACCCUCCUCCAAGACAAAGUCGUCCUCGUCACCGGCGGCGCCGGCGGCCUGGGCCGCGCCAUCGUCAAAGCGUGCUCGGACAACAAAGCCAAAGUCGUCAUCUGCGACGUCAACGAAGAGCGCGUCAAGGAGACGGAAAACGACUUCGAAAAGCUCUGGCACGUGGGCCCGCUCGACAAGCUCUCGACCGCCGUCACGGACGUCUCCAACGAGACGGGCGCCGCCGCCGCGGUGGAGCACUGCAUCCGCCGCUUCGGGCGGCUGGACGUGCUCGUCAACUGCGCCGGCAUCAUGGACGGCUACGACCCGGUCGACAGCGUCGACGCCGACCUGUGGGCGCGCGUGCUCGCCGUCAACCUCACCGGCCCCGCGCUGAUGAGCAAGCACGCGGUGCGCCACUUCCUCGCCCGCGACGCCAAGGCGCAGCGGGGGUGCAGCAUCGUCAACGUGGGCGCCGCGGCCGCCGCGCGCGGCGCCGCCGCAGGUAUGUCGUCCGUCGCCCCCGUCCUGGCUGCCGCGGUCGGCGGCGUCGGCCCCGCCGGCGCGCAGGCCCUGUACCAGAACGUCGAUCCCGAGACGAGAGCUCACAUGCUGUUUACCAAAGGCGCGGCGUACACGGCGGCGAAGCACGGGCUCGUCGGCCUGACCAAGAACACGGCGGCGGCGUAUGCGAAGCGCGGCAUCCGCUGCAACGCGGUGCUGCCCGGCACCAUGGACACGAACCUCGUGACCAGCGUGCCCGCCGACUUCAACGAGGAGGGCCAGCAGGUGGCGGCGAGCUUGCAGACCAUCUUGCCCGGGCACGUGGAUGUGGAUAAGUUGGCCAGGACGAUUGUGCAUUUGGCGAGUGACAAUGCCGAGGGCAUCAACGGCGCCAUUAUUGCUGCGGAUAAUGGAUGGACUGCGUUCUAA
Diplodia corticola is the source of this 918-nucleotide messenger RNA. RefSeq names its product short chain dehydrogenase. The transcript has a single exon. The record is from RefSeq and is a predicted model, not a curated record. Bases 1 to 918 code for a protein of 305 amino acids. Lineage: Eukaryota; Fungi; Ascomycota; Dothideomycetes; Botryosphaeriales; Botryosphaeriaceae.